Molecule: messenger RNA, 6329 nt
Organism: Folsomia candida
Lineage: Eukaryota; Metazoa; Arthropoda; Collembola; Entomobryomorpha; Isotomidae
Product: NPC intracellular cholesterol transporter 1
Exons: 21
Coding region: 1099-5196 (1365 amino acids)
Cellular component (GO): membrane
Molecular function (GO): lipid carrier activity
Source: RefSeq, a predicted model, not a curated record
UCGGUAGUCGGCAGUCUCACUCGCGCCAUCAUCCAUCCCUAUUUCUAAAAUACUACUUGCAUACCAUCUAAACAUUCGUCGUCGUCGUCGUCAUCAUCAUCAUGCGAUGAAGAGGACGAGCAUUAUAAACUAACCAAGUAUCUAGUAACUUUUAGAUAAAUAAAUACUGGUAACCUCAACGCAUCUCCUUCCCCCUCCACCACCCUCUGUACUAUUCUAACCAGUAGUAUAUAUUAUAGUCGACAUGUUACCACUUCUGCCAUUAACUACUUAAGCAUCAGCAACAAGAAGUCGACAUCGGCAGCGACACACGUUACAUUAAAACAGUUGAGUUUGGGCAACUGCACAUUUCUGUCUCUAUUAUUAUUACUCUGUCUGUGAGAUUUGGCACAAAUUAAACUUCAACCUCAACCUAAACUAAACCAAAGUCAAGGUCCUUCCUUUCUUCCCCCUCCCUAUAGCUACGAAUUAGUUUAAAUUACGUUUAAAUGUCCUUUAUUUAGCCUGGAGUACAAGGAAACCUUUCUUAUCACUUUAUUUGUCUCUCGUCCCGCACAGCCCUGAAACCAAAUUAGGGUGCGUUAGUUAGAAAAGAAAAUCGAAAAGACAGACAGGCAUCGGAAAUUGCCAAAUUCUAGGCAGGCACUAUGCAGCCCGUGCCAAUUCCAUCAACACAACAACCUUAUUAGUAGAACCAUCCAGGUAUUCGUGGGGUAUGGGCUGCUGCUGUGGCAAGUCUUUUAUGCGACUAAAUUCCCGUUUGUCAUUUCAUUCAUAUUGAAAACCCACCUGCUUUUGUGGUGAGUGAGCGAGUGAAAAUCAGUUGAAGCUAAACGGACCGACCGACCAGACGGCUGUUGUGUUCAUCGAGUGACCCUCGCCAAAGGACAAAAGAAGCCGCAUCAAAAUAUUAAAUCAAAAGAUUAUGUGGAAUUGCACGAUCCGAGUUAAACUAAUUAAUUAUUGGUGAAUAUAAGAGGAAGAAGUUGGAACGGAGACAAUCAGUCCAGAAAUAGGAGCCGAUAAAAGUCAAAAGUUGUGCCUCUGCCAAUUGGUGUGGGGUUGGUUGGGUGUGGUGCGUGGUGCAAAAUAAUCAAGAUGAAAAAAUACAAGAGCACAUUUCUCGAAAUAUCGACAUGGUGGAGGAACAAUACGACGACUGCGUUGGUUGGAGUACUACUAUUUUACCUGAUGGCAUUGUCCGAAAUGAAGACUGUAGUGGUUGCAGCAAAGCAACACGAAGUACAAGGAAAAUGUGUGAUGUAUGGAAUAUGUGGCAGUAGUAAUAAUCUCGAUUUAAACUGCAAAGUAGACCACCCACCAAAGCCUUUGAAAAAUGGGACUGACCUCGCAAAAUUGAAAACUUAUUGUCCUGAACUAAUCUCCGAGUUUGGAUCUGACUUACAGGUUUGCUGCAGUCCAGAACAAAUCGAAAAUCUGAUAACGAACCUUCAACUCCCUGCCAACAUUCUGCAAAGAUGUCCUGCUUGCUUUAACAACUUUAGACGAUCUUUUUGUGAGUUUACUUGCUCCCCAAACCAGCAUUUGUUCGUCAAUGUAACAGAAACGACAACAAGCUCCUUGCAUCCUAAUGAAGACGACGGCGAUGAACCUCUUUCUGACGAAGAUAGUCAAGAACAAGAAAUGGAUGAGAAAGAAGAACAUGAUGAACACCACCCAUCAGCCAAAUCAGAUUCCGUCGGUCAAGAAAUGGUGACAAAAGUAGACUUUUUUAUAACAAGAAAAUAUGCAAGGUCGACAUAUGAGAAUUGCAAGAACGUGUUGAUGAGCACAACUAAUGGCCCAGCAAUGGAUAUUCUUUGCGGCCCGUGGGGUUCUUAUCGUUGUUCUGCCGAGAAAUGGUUCGACUACAUGGGAUCGACAUCAAACGGAUACAGUCCGUUUAGUAUCCGUUACAGAUUCACACAAUCAGAAGAGGAAGCCGCUAAAGGUGGUGCCAACGGUAUUAAAGAGUAUUUAACUGAACAAGACGUGGAGGCAAGCCAAGUGAUUGAUGAAAGAAUUCGACCACUUGAUCCAAAAACCUACUCAUGUUCGGAACUCAUGUUUGCAACGGAUCCUCUGGGUCCAAGAAAAAGUUGUUCUUGUGUCGAUUGUCCUACAAGCUGUCCAGCCGCUCAGGCUCCACCAACUCCAGUUCCGGAAUGGAAAAUUGGCGGCUACCCCGCAACAAUGGUUAUCAUGAUUAUGAUUUUUAUAGUUGGAACUAGCAUCAUCAUCUUCAUGGCAUUCAUGAGUUACACUGCUGAACCAAAAGACUAUACUGCGGGUGAAUCCACUGAAAAAGAACCAACAAUAGACUUCAUGACUAAACUUGGAAUGCAUACGGAAGCAGCCUUGAACUUGUUUUUUAGACAUCUUGGAGAACUGUGUGCUGGCCAUCCGUUUGCUGUUUUGAUACCAAUGACCAUCAUCACAAUUGGCUUGGCCUUUGGAAUUGUACAGUUAAACAUAACGACAGAUCCGGUUGAGUUGUGGGCUUCACCAACGUCAAGGUCUCGACUUGAAAAGGAUUAUUUCGAUAGGACUUUUGGACCAUUUUAUAGAAUAGAGCAUCUCAUCAUCACAGCCAAAAAUCUCCCAACUGUUCAACAUACCACAGCAGAUGGACGGGAAGAUUUUGGUCCAGUUUUCAAUAAAAAAUUUAUGGACGCUAUAUUGGAUUUACAAAACAGAAUAGAGAAUCAGAUUCGUGGAAAACAAAAUAAUGUCACCCUUUCGGAUGUGUGCUUUAAGCCCCUUUCGCCCGACAACGAUCACUGUUCCGUAUUCAGCUACUUAGGAUGGUGGAGGGAUGAUAAGAUGGAGAUCGACAAGGUUCAAAAGGAUGAAGACACUGGCGUCGAAGAUAAUUACUUGGACCACUUCAAAUUUUGUUCUCGGAACCCUGUCUCACCUAAGGACUCUACUCUUUUGCACCAAAGCUGCUUGGCAAAGUAUGGGGGACCGAUCGAUCCAAGUGUAGUUCUGGGUGGGUUCUUGAAAGAUGGAAAAAUGGUUCAAGAUCCACCGUAUAAAGAUGCCAACACUGUCGUCAUAACCUACGUCGUAAACAAUUAUUAUGAAAAGGACAAGCUUAAGCCAGCUAUGGAAUGGGAACAAGCUUUUCUGGAUUUCAUGGACAAUUAUACUAAGCUUCAUAAACCCGAGUUCAUGGACAUUGCUUACAGAGCCGAACGCAGUAUUGAAGAUGAACUACGACGAGAAAGUGAAGGAGAAAUAGUCACCGUUGUGAUCUCAUAUUUAAUAAUGUUUCUCUACAUUGCUGUGAACUUGGGACAAAUUAAUCAAUUUUCUCGAAUGCUGAUCGACAGUCAAAUUGCUCUUGGAAUCGCUGGAGUUUCAAUUGUGCUGGCUUCUGUUGCUGCAUCGGUGGGACUUUUUGGUUACUUGGGAGUCCCUGCGACGUUGAUUGUGAUUGAAGUUAUUCCCUUCUUGGUGUUGGCUGUUGGCGUGGACAACAUAUUCAUAAUGGUUCAACAUUACCAGAGGUCCGAAAGAUUGCCCAGCGAGAACAAAGCGAAACACAUUGGGCGAGUUAUAGGGGAUGUAGCUCCAUCAAUGUUGCUCAAUUCUUUCACAGAUUCUGCCAGUUUCUUCUUGGGAGGCCUUUCGGGGAUGCCAGCUAUCCGAGCCUUUGCAUUCUAUGCUGGAAUGGCCCUAUUGUUCAACUUUGUGUUGCAAUUUACUUGUUUCAUCUCGAUCAUGUCCCUGGACAUUGCAAGACGAGAAGAAAAUCGUUUCGAUUUGCUGUGCUGUGUCCAAGGAAAAACAGUCCAAAAACAAAAGUACGAUAAGGGUAUCCUAUACGCUGGAUUCAAAAAAAUAUGGGCACCCAUCCUUCUUCAGUUUCCCGUCCGAGUAGGAGUUAUAGUCGUAUUCCUUGGGUGGCUAUGCUCAUCCCUGGCUGUAAUUCCCAACGUCGAUGUGGGAUUGGACCAAGAACUUUCUAUGCCGGAAGAUUCUUAUGUUACAACUUACUUCAAAGCCAUGAAGAGUUAUCUGAGUGUUGGUCCUCCUGUGUACUUUGUGGUGAAGGAUACCAACUUCAACUACAGUGACCAUUUUCAACAGGAUUUGCUUCGCUCAGGAGACAAUUACAAUAGUUUGACGGCACAAAUAUUCAUUGCCAGUAAAUCUCCUGAACGGACCUUCAUUGCGAAGCCUGCUAGCUCAUGGCUGGAUGACUACAUUGACUGGGCCGGUAUUUUAGAAUGUUGCAAGGUUAAAUUACACACAAAUGGAACGGAAUACUGUUCAAGCGCUGAACAAAGUACAAGAAAAUGUAAAUCGUGCGGCCUUCACGAACAGUUGGACCAUGAGGGAAGGAUGUCAGCUGAACUAUUUGAAAAAUACAUUACGUUCUUUCUUAAAGACAAUCCGUUUGAGGAAUGUCCUAAAGGUGGACAUGCGGCGUAUGCUCAAGGCGUUAGUACUAAAAUGGUGACUGAAUCCUCGGGUCACAAUCGUACCAGGGCGGCUGCAUCGUACUUUAUGACCUAUCACAGUAUUCUAAAAACAUCUGCAGACUAUACAGAUGCAAUGAGACAAGGGAGAGCCAUCGCUGCCAACAUUUCCAAAACAUUAAACGGUGCAACUAAUUCGACCCAACAUGAAGUAUACCCAUAUUCGGUGUUUUACGUCUUCUAUGAGCAAUACCUAACAAUGUGGGUUGAUACUCUACAUUCUCUUGGAAUCAGCUUUAUCACAGUAUUUGUUGUCACCUACCUUCUGACGGGUUUUGACAUUUACUCUGCUCUGGUCAUUAUUCUAACUAUCUUUAUGAUUGUCGUAAACGUCGGUGGUCUCAUGUAUCACUGGGACAUUUCGCUCAAUGCCGUUUCUCUUGUUAAUCUUGUAAUGGCCGUUGGUAUCGCCGUCGAAUUUUGCACUCACAUUGUACAUGCCUUCUGCGUAUCAAAAGAGACAACAAGACUGGAACGGAGUCGUGACAGCUUGGUCAACAUGGGCAGCUCCGUCCUAUCAGGGAUUACACUUACCAAAUUCGGAGGGAUAGUUGUCCUUGGAUUUGCAAAAUCUCAAAUAUUUCGCGUAUUCUACUUUCGCAUGUACUUGGGCAUAGUAUUAUUUGGAGCAGCACAUGGACUGAUUUUCCUCCCCGUUUUAUUAUCCUUUGUUGGACCGCCGAAAAGACCCGGAAGACCUUCACACUAAAUUAUUCUCACUUAAUUAUGAAAGCAUUACCUGAUCAAUUAGCUGCAUUGGCGAAGGUCGACGAUUUUGUACUGUAUCGUCGCUACAAACACUUGAUCUGAUCGUCAUCGUCGUGUGUUGUCCUUUAGUUCCUGAUCGUCACUCCAUUGAAAAUCCAUUGUCAAAUUUUUAAUACCAAUCAAAUAUAUACAAACUACUGAGAUAGUAUGGAGAAGUUGUCCAGUAGCCGUAUUCAUAGUAGCUUCAUAAGCUUGCCAGUAUAUGAUUAUUCAUUUAUUAUUACAUUUAUCAUUUUUAGCAACAAAUAUGUGGCCAUAUUUUAACCACGAAAUAUUAGCAUGUAUGUAGACUAGAGUAGAACAUAUUUUUGUCAAAGGAUAGAUUUAUUUAUAAUCAGUAAGUGCAAAAAAGACUUUUGUGCACACUGACAUAUAAACACAUAUAUGCAUAGAACAUAAAUAACAUAAACGUAUUUAAUCAUUUUUUGCAAACAAUUUAACUUAUCAGUAUUGUUAUAAUAAUAAUAGAAAAAUUUUCCGUCUGACUACAAUGAGCGUACCACACACCACACACCUACUACUACAGUACUACUAUUCCUUUAAUAUUUGUACACGCUAGCUACCUUUAUGUAAAUGCAAUGUAAAGGACUGGCAAAAGUCAUUUGUGAUAAUAUGUGAACGCGCUCUAGAAGCACAUAGUAAUUAAUACAUGCAAGGAGUCAAUACUUACAUAAUUUACUGAUAUAAUAUAUUAAUUAAGGUAGUAAUGUGCAAGUGUAGUGUAGUGUCGAGCUACCAGCUUUAAAAAAAACUUUGAGGAAACAGGUGACCUGAACUGAAAAUCCCAUGUAGAGUACUCUAUUUAGACAAUUGAGUCACUUAUUAACGAGUAGUAACCAAAUCCAAAUGUUUGACUGAAUGCGAAGUCCUGAGUUUUGAAGAAGCUGUUAUAAAAAUGUGCCUGCUACAUAUUUUAGGUUGAUGGUACUGCUGGAAUUGGUACAUCGAUCAUCGAUUAGGUCGAGUUUAUUCCAAUUGCCUCAUGUUUCUUAUUUUUAUCGUCGAGUGAUAACUUGUAUGUAUAAAUAGAUUAAUGAACCCAGGCAAUGCAAAUAAAUUAAAUGCAGAAAAGAA